AUGAAGGGGCAAUGAUACUUUAGUUAUGGCAGGGAUCACAAAACACAGGAGAUGCUGAGGUUGCAAUGCUAACAGGCAAUUUGCAGGGGGGAGGCUGGAAACAAAACAAGGAGCCUUGGAGAACAGCACAGACUAUGAAAUCAGCUGUGAACUGUCUUGUUCCAAUGUGGCAAUUUCACACAAACCUUCAUUUCUUUUCCUUUGCUCUCCCUCAGGUUCAGUGACAUGGUGUCUACUGCUCAGAACCGACAGACUUUCAUUAAGUCAGUCAUCAAAUUCCUGUGCCAAAAUCAGUUUGAUAGGCUGAAACUGGGUAUUGUGGAAGUCCACCUGAGGACAAGAAUCACUUUACUCUCUUGGUGAAGGUGGGGAACUCAGGAGACGCCUUUAGUCCUAGAAAAUUCUAAAUGUCUCCUCUCCACGGAGAAUUGGAUUCUUUUAGAGUAGACCAAACUGACAGAUUAUUACCACUACAUAGGUCCUGAAAUAUCAUUCAUUGAUUCAACAAGCAUGUGGAACACUUCCACACAUGCAGGUGUAGAACAAUGAUGUAAUUUCAUAUGUUGUCUAUACUGUGAGUUCCAGAGGCAUUAUAUGUUUAUGUUACAGGCAAAUAACUAAUAUACAAAAAGAGCAUUAGUAAAUUUGACAGAAUCACUAAUAUAAUGACAUCAUACAUAUCUCCAAGUUGUGUUUCCUUAUAGAAUUCAAGCCUCAUAACAAUUACAUCAGAAUAUGUACUGUAACUAAAUAGGUUAUACUCUAUGAUAGUUAAAGGGUGCAGGUUAAAGAUUAAACUAAAGCAGAAUCUUUUGCUUCAAAUUAUUCUCAUCUGAUGUAUAACACUGUAAACUAGGAAACAAUUGAAGACCAUCUUGUUAAUGGACAUGAGAGGGAUCAACGAGGUAGAAAAGAAACGCAAAAGUCAGAGUAACUGAUUUUGUGUGAGGAAGGAUUAGAGAUAUUUUCUGAGAAAGUGAUGCUUGAAUUUAGUCAGGGAAAACAAACGUUGUCAUCAAAUUAGAUAAUGAUGGGUCUGUAACAAUAACGUGACAGAAAUGAAUGAGCAAGUCACUUUGUGAGACAUGUGAGGUCAAAAGGAGGCAAUUUUUGAUCAUGUGGGAGCUUUAGUUUUAGAAGAAAUCUCAUGCAAGAACAUGGGGUACUUUGAGGAGCUGUAGUUAGAGGGGAACUAUGACAGAACUAGCUUUUUUGAAUAAUUAUUGUGAUACUAACUAAAAUAAUUAGAUUCAGCAGUGAAAGAUUCAACAGAAAGCUUUUGAAGUAACCUGUGAUCAGAUGUAAACAAUGGUUUUACAAUUGGGAAGGAGGGCAUGCAGACAGAGAGCAUAAAAAUUCAUGGAAAGAAGGGGUCAUUUUGUUUCAGAGAUGACAAAACAUCCCAAUUUUCAGACAUAAAGGACAGUAUCAGAAUACAUUACUUUCUUGAAAGUAAAAUACAAUAACAGUCAAUGUGUACUGAGAACAGAUUAUUUUCCCAUCAACAUAGUAAAUGUGAGAUAUGUACAUGAAAAUAUACAACGAAAGAAUGCUGGUAAUAGAUUUCAUACUUUAGGACCAGACUUGAUCUAAUGUUCUUACAUUUUCAUGCAGGCGUAAUCAUCAAACAAAAGUUAAAACAAAAAUAACCAAAGAUUGAUGAAGGUUUUUUAAAUGUAGUGUCUUCUAUGAUACUUGCAUAAAAAUUAAAACAAAACUAUUAUUAUCUGUAUAUGUAAUUUUUGACAGAUUUGUCUACAGAUGAUCUACAGAGCUACACUCAGCGGCAAAUUCUUUUCAGCAAGAUUCCUAUCAGUAUAUAUUUGCAAAACCUCGGUUGAGUUUCACUAUUACAUACCCAUUACAUGAUAGUUUCUGUUGAAUAGCUAUGGCAUGAAUGAUGGUAAGAAACAAACUUCUCUAGAAAAUUUGCAAUUUCCAGGCAUAGUUUCUAGGUAAUUUCUCUUCAACAGCACAAAACUUAAAGAAACAAUGCUGAAUUUUAUGCAAUUAAUAUUUGCACACAGCUAAACAAUUUUCUUAUUAUGCUUCUUUCACCAGUAAAAUUAUCUUGUCAUUUGACCCACUUGCCACAUGUCAAAUUCUGGAAGCAUUCAUUAGAAACAAUUUCUAGAAAACACAAAAAGAGGGAUGAGAGAUAACCCAAGGAUUGUAGAUUUGAACAGAGUUCCACUGAGUCUAGGCAGAUUAAAAUAAGGGCAGAAUUUGGCCUGUUAUACAGUUCUUACCACAGCCCAACUUUAUCAGGUAACUAUGUCAUUAGACAGGAUGUUAAGUCUCUGAGGUAGUUCAACCAAUCAGCAAUACAGCACCUGUCCAUAGCACUCCAAGAGGAUGCAGAGCACCGUUGAGAAGCAAUUCCAGACAUUAAAAACAAUAAGAGCUCUAGCCAAAUAUUAGGGCCUGGAUACUGACCACUAAAUGUUUGACUUGGAGAUAUUUUUAAAUGUCGAUACAUAUGAGGGAUCCAUGUAUUUAGUAAUAGCAUCUAAUCUCCUGAAUUUGUUGAGGUGAUAAUGCAUACUAAACUAAGAGAAAAUAAGAGAGUGUGUUGAAAUUAAUUUAUCUAUAUUCUUUUAUUGUGAAAAGAUCUGAAAAACGUGAAAGGGUGAUGUUUGUCUGAUUUCUUUCUCAGCCACUUUAUCAUCUGUAUAUAAUAGGGCCACUGAUUUUUGAGUUUACCUUGUAUCCUGCCACUUUUAUGAAAGUGUUUAUCAGCUCUAGGAUUUCCCUUGCAGAGUUUUUAGGUCACUUAUACAAACUAUCGUAUCAUCUGCAAAUAGUGAAAGCUUGAUCUUGAUGGCUGUACUGGUGGAAACAGUCCCCUCUACAAUGAUCCACCUGACCACGGCAUUAGUGACUACCUCAAUGUGGUAAGACCCUGAACAACUUCAAAUGAAAAUAGGAAAUGUCUAAUAUCUUGGGGGAGUCAAGUCCAAAAUAAACAAAAGGUUACCAGUCUUCUUAUGCUACUUAGCAAAUCUGAAAAUCUAAGUCAACAAUAUACUUUGGAAAACCAAUCUACUUAAUUUUUCAUUAGAUGACACAUUUUUGAACUGUCAGAGCAUCAAGUAACCUAAGUAAGCACAGAUCACCACCUGUUUUGAUUGCACAACUAACCUUCUGCUACUGCAGGCAGACAUCAUGAACUAUUGGAAAAACCAUGGAGCUGAUCCAGAGAAGGUCAUUGUUGGAUUCCCAGCCUAUGGACACACCUACACUCUGAGUGACCCCUCUAACAAUGGAAUUGGUGCCCCUACCAUUGGUGCUGGCCCUCCAGGGAAAUACACAAGUAAAACAGGACUAUGGGCUUACUAUGAGGCCCACUCCCUCAAGCAGAAUAACUUUGGUGAUGCCAUGGUCUGGCUGCUGGACAUCGACGAUUUCACAGGUUCUUUCUGUAAACAUUUAAACUUUCUUCUGACCACUACCUUAAAGGACAAUCUCAAUGACCAGAGUCAAAGUUGUAAGGCUUCUGACCGUGAAGAGCUUUAGCCUGUAAUUGCUCUUCAAAUCAUGAGAAUAAAUACAAGAUCUGCAGCUCUGGGUCAGUGGUUUCUAUACCAGCAUCUCAUUGAAAAUAACAUCAGUACUUUAGGUCCUUCCUGAACAGAAUCACACACCAGCACAACUGUCAUGUGGGUCUUCUUCUCAACACCAGCUGUGAGGCUACGAAGCAUUGUCUUUACCUGUCAUCUUGUACAAUCUCUGAACAUUCUCCUGAAUUAUGUUAAGACCAAAUAUUUCCUGCUUAGUUUUUGAAAAUAAAGUUCACUCUGCA
Molecule: messenger RNA, 3802 nt
Organism: Mesocricetus auratus (golden hamster)
Lineage: Eukaryota; Metazoa; Chordata; Mammalia; Rodentia; Cricetidae
Product: chitinase-like protein 4
Exons: 3
Coding region: 3166-3516 (116 amino acids)
Biological process (GO): chitin catabolic process; carbohydrate metabolic process
Cellular component (GO): extracellular region
Molecular function (GO): chitin binding
Source: RefSeq, a predicted model, not a curated record